Molecule: messenger RNA, 1857 nt
Organism: Andrographis paniculata
Lineage: Eukaryota; Viridiplantae; Streptophyta; Magnoliopsida; Lamiales; Acanthaceae
Product: cytochrome P450 CYP82D47-like
Exons: 2
Coding region: 126-1658 (510 amino acids)
Biological process (GO): defense response to other organism
Molecular function (GO): iron ion binding; heme binding; oxidoreductase activity, acting on paired donors, with incorporation or reduction of molecular oxygen
Source: RefSeq, a predicted model, not a curated record
AAAGACAUCCCUCCAGACUUCCUUCUCCAGUCUUCUUUCUUUGCUUAAAUUUUCUUCUUACCGCCGGCGACCUUCACCUCCUCUUUCAUCGCCGGAAUCUAUAAAAUUAUUACACAAAUUAAACCAUGGACUUGUUUUCCAUUGCCACAAUUUUCCUUGUGCUUCUUUCCUAUUAUGCAUUCUCUUACCUCAGCCCCAAAUCCCGUUCAAGAAACCGGCGGCCGCCUGAAGCCGGCGGCGCGUGGCCUAUCAUCGGCCAUACACACAUCAUGCGAAACCAAUCCCCCGACAAGCUCGCCCACCUCACCUUCGCCGCCAUGGCCGAAACCUACGGCCCGAUCUUCAGCCUCCGGUUCGGCAGCCGGCCCGGCCUGGUCGUGAGCAGCCGGGAACUGGCGAAAGAAAUAUUCACCACGUGUGACAUGGUCGUGUCGUCCCGACCGUUCUUGAAGUCGGCGGAAAUCAUCAGCUACGAGUCGGCGAUGAUAGGGUUCAUCAAGUACGGACAGUAUUGGCGGGACGUGAGAAAGCUGAUCAGAGUGGAGCUCCUGUCCAUGCGCCGGAUGCACAUGCAGAGGCACGUGCUCGCCGCCGAGACUGCGCAGUCUGUCCGAGAACUGUACGGUCUCUGGGGCGAGAGGAAGAACGCUUCGGGAAGUGCUCCGGUGGAGAUGAUCGAGUGGUUUGGGAAUCUGAAUCUGAACACAGUUUUAAGGUUGGUGGUCGGGAAGAGAUAUGCAAUCUCUGGUGACGAAGUAGCCGAGGCGAGGCAUUGCCGGAGGGUCAUGAAGGCGUUUUUUGAACUUAUCGGACUUCCGACGAUCGGCGAUGUCGUGCCGUUUCUCCGGUGGCUCGAUAUUGGCGGAUUCGAGAAGAAAAUGAAGGAUACGUUUCAUGAAAUGGAUGCUCUCAUCUCCAAAUGGUUGUCAGAACAUCGCGCCGCCGCCGCCGACGGCAAGCAAGAUGACUUCAUGGAUAUAAUGAUUGGAGUCCUCAAAAAUGCAAAGUUUGGAAACGAGUACGAUGAAGACACCGUCAUCAAAGCCACUUGUUCGAAUUUGAUUUCGGGAAGUGAUACGAACGCAGUGAUGUUAGUAUGGCUGCUGACCCAUUUACUCAACAACCCUAAAGUGCUAACGAAAGUCCAGCAAGAGCUCGACGAGAAAGUCGGGAGAGAGCGGCGGCUGGAGUCGUCGGACAUAGACAACCUCGUAUACCUCGAAGCCGUAGUGAAAGAGUGUCUCCGGCUGUUCCCGGCGGGGCCGUUGGGGGGGAUACGGGAAUUCAGUGAGGACUGCAACGUAGGAGGCUACGAAAUAGAGAAAGGCACGAUACUCUACGUCAACGUCUGGCAGUUGCAGAGAGAUCCGGAAGUUUGGCCGGAGCCCACCAAGUUCUUGCCGGAGAGGUUUCUCGGCGCCGACAACCAUAAUGAUUUCCAGUGGGUCCCGUUCGGCGGCGGCCGGAGAAUCUGUCCCGGAGCGAAUUUGGCGUUGGAGAUGAUGAAGGUGGUGAUGGCCAUUUUGCUGCAUGCAUUUGACGUAUCGACGCCGGACGAUGAACCUGUAGACAUGACUGCAGCUCUUGGUGUGACCCUUACCAAGAUUACUCCAUUAAAUGUAAUGGUUUCUCCUAGGCUGCCCGCUUCUCUCUACUAAUAAAUAAAAUUAACGAAUAAAUAAAAUCAGGGUUAUGUUAUAUAUAUAUAUAUAUAUGUUAUGGUUUGAUGUUGUUUAUGUUUGGGAUCAUGAUGGUUGUAGUAAUCUUGAAGCUGUAAGGAAUAAUUGUGGUUUCGUGUUCUGGAUUUGUAAUGUAUUUUGAUAAGAUUAGUUGAAAUUGUAUGAUUUAUGGUUAUAA